AUGUGGACGUGUAUCACGGACUUCUUCACCUACGAGACCACCAAGUCGGUGGUGGUGAAGAGCUGGACCAUCGGGAUCAUCAACCGCGUCGUACAGCUCCUCAUCAUCACCUACUUCAUCGGGUGGGUGUUUGUGCAUGAGAAGGCGUACCAGAUCAGAGACACGGCUAUAGAGUCGUCAGUCAUGACCAAAGUCAAAGGCUUUGGACUGUACAACAACCGAGUCAUGGACGUAGCUGAGUACGUCACCCCCUCUCAGGGGGCCUCUGUGUUCUGCAUCAUCACCAAACUCAUCACCACAGAGAACCAGGUGCAGGGAUACUGUCCCGAAAGUGAGAUGAAAUACAAGUGUACGCACGACAACAACUGCACUAAGUUCCUCAACAAGCCUGGGGGAAAUGGUCUUCCGACGGGCAGGUGUGUACGUUUCAACGACACCCUUAAUACCUGUGAGAUCAGAGGCUGGUGCCAGGCGGAGAUCGACUACAUCAAGACGCAUCCUAUGAUGGAGGUGGAGAACUUCACCAUCUUCAUCAAGAACAGCAUUCGUUUCCCCCUCUUCAACUUCACCAAGGGUAACUUCCUGCCAACCAUCACCCCUCAGUACAUCAAGGCGUGUAACUUUGACCAUGAGAACAACACCUACUGCCCCAUCUUCAGGGUGGGGGACGUCAUCCGCUAUGCACACCAGAACUUCACCACUCUGGCACAGAAGGGAGGGGUAAUAGGUAUAAAGAUCGGCUGGAUGUGUGACCUGGACCAGUCAGAGGAUGAGUGUAACCCCUCCUACUCCUUCACCCGGCUGGACGCCAUGUCAGAGAAGAACAGUGUCUCCCCUGGGUACAACUUCAGGUAUGCUAAGUACUACAAGAUGGACAACGGGACAGAUUACCGUACUCUGCUUAAGGCCUAUGCCAUCAGGUUUGAUGUGCUGGUCAAUGGAAAUGCAGGGAAGUUUAACAUGAUCCCGACUCUGAUCAACAUGGUAGCUGCCUUCACGUCAGUUGGAGUGGGCACCGUGCUUUGUGACAUCAUACUCUUGAACUUCCUGAAGGGAGCAGAGCAAUACAAGGCCAAGAAGUUUGAGGAGGUGUCAGACACGCAGAUCGAGAACUCCUUAUCCAGCAAUGGGCUGUAUCGGAGUAGGGAGUUCAUUGGAGUAGAGAAGCAGUCAAACGACUCAGGGGCCUUUUCCAUUGGGCAAUACGGCUAA
Oncorhynchus gorbuscha (pink salmon) is the source of this 1212-nucleotide messenger RNA. RefSeq names its product P2X purinoceptor 3-like. Gene Ontology annotation, biological process: monoatomic cation transmembrane transport; response to ATP. Gene Ontology annotation, cellular component: plasma membrane; nuclear inner membrane. The transcript has 12 exons. The record is from RefSeq and is a predicted model, not a curated record. The coding region runs from base 1 to 1212 and encodes 403 amino acids. Gene Ontology annotation, molecular function: purinergic nucleotide receptor activity; ATP binding; extracellularly ATP-gated monoatomic cation channel activity. Lineage: Eukaryota; Metazoa; Chordata; Actinopteri; Salmoniformes; Salmonidae.